This is a messenger RNA of Rubroshorea leprosula, 846 nucleotides long. Lineage: Eukaryota; Viridiplantae; Streptophyta; Magnoliopsida; Malvales; Dipterocarpaceae. The record is from the annotation of a GenBank genome assembly.
AUGACGGAUGUCCUUUUGCUUAUGUUCAUGAAUCUACUUAGUUUAUUGUUCUCAAAAUGAAACUACAAUCAAUUUUCGGGUUUCGAAAAUCAUUCUUAUUAGCAAUCAUUUCUAAAAGUAAUCAGUUUUCUUGGAAAUCUCAAUGAUUUAAAAUUUUCUUUAGGUGAGAACUUCAGGAAGGUUCAUGGGAAUCACAAUUGGAGCAAUGUUAGAAGAAAUUCAAGCCCUGUAUCAACAGCACCACCAACCGUGCUUCCUUUAUCUCUCUAGUGAAGUUAUAAAGAUAUUUGGUUCUGAACCUUCUUGUGCUAGCCACCUAAAAAAUAUGAUUGCAGCAUUGUUCCGGCGUACCACUUGUCUACUCACAAAUAUAAAUGGGGUCUUGACAUCUGAUCCUUCUGCUUUAGGAGUUCACCCCCAGACCAGACAGCAUGAUUGUUUCUUGUUGGCAUCAACUUGUUUUCUCUAUGGCCCUGAUUUGUUGAUUCCCUCUGCUGUAUUUCCAUCUUUGGUGUAUUGCUCAAUGAUUGGGAUCACUGUACAGCAUCUCUUCUCUGGCAUUGAUUGCAUUUACGUGCUUGCUUAAAUCUUAAUUCUCUUGCAUGCAUGCAUUCAGUUAUCCUUAUCAAUAAUAAAAUCAUGCUGAUAUAGAGUUGUGAUGUUAAAGUUACAAAUUUAGCUGUAUAGUAUCUUUUACUGCGUUCUUCUUUCUAAAAUUUACUAAUUAUCUUCUUUUUACCGGAAAAGGGGCUUCAAAUUCCAUUUUGACCUUCUUAUCUCAUAUCUUUGACCUUGCAAAGUCUUGCAAGGCAGAACAAUUGUUAUCAAUAAGGGAUAGCGUGAUUA